This is a messenger RNA of Ipomoea triloba (trilobed morning glory), 502 nucleotides long. Its product is annotated as defensin Ec-AMP-D1-like. The transcript has 2 exons. Bases 28 to 276 code for a protein of 82 amino acids. Gene Ontology annotation, biological process: defense response. The record is from RefSeq and is a predicted model, not a curated record. Lineage: Eukaryota; Viridiplantae; Streptophyta; Magnoliopsida; Solanales; Convolvulaceae.
CCCUCUUUUGUUCUCAACUACUAUACGAUGGCUUCUUCUUCUUCUGUUCGUUUGUUUGCAACUGCCUCACUCUUGGUGAUGCUCUUCAUGGCCUCUGGGAUGGGAAUAAUGGCUGCGGGUCCCAGAAUGUGCUCGUCGAAAAGUGAAAAGUUCAGGGGGGCAUGUAUUUUUGCCAACGGCAACUGCAAUACAGUUUGCAAGUCUGAGGGGUUUUCCAGUGGGACCUGCACCGGUUCCUUCCCCCCCAUCUGCACCUGCACCAAGCCUUGCUGCUAACUACAUUGCUUGCUUCAACUUCAAUUGGAUCAGUGUUUAUAUAUACAUACAUAUAUAGCUAAAUAAAUAAAAUGUCCCAAAUAAUAUAAUCCAAACAUGCAUGCAUGCAUGGUACGUGGAGUUUGUCUGCUAUGCUUUCAGUGCUUUAAUUGGUGGCUGCCAAGCUCCUCGAUCUCAUGCAUGUUGUUUGGAUUUGGUUGUUCGUUACAUAUAUCUUAUGUAUUCA